AUGAUGAGCCUAAAUGAAGAAACUGACAUUAACAAACUGAUUGAGGAAAGGAACGAAUGGGUAAAGAAGUAUGAAUCCGCUGAGUCCGAAUGUGCAAUCUUGAAGGAAAAGUUGGACAAGAUCACUUUGGGCACCCCUGACAAAAAUGAGCAGUUGCAUGGAAACGACGCCUUUCGAAGGGACAUUUCGAUGAAGUACAAAUAUAUGCAAAACCAGUGCGAAUUCCUCAGCGUACAGCUGAACAUACUCACCCUGGAGAAGGAGAAAGAGGUACAGAAAAACCAAGAGCUGCAAGCUACCAUCGACAAGCAGAAAAACGAAAUAAAGGGGUACCAGAAAAUUCUGGAAAAACUAAAAAAUAUGAACAUCACCUUCAGGAAGGAAAAAAACGAAACAGAGAAAAAAAUUUGCACCAUUAGAGAUAGCGACCUAUUGACAAGGAACGAUAAUGUCUUGCUCAAAGAAAUAGUAAAAAUAAAUGACAAGCUGAUAGAAGUGAAUGAAAAAAUAAGAGACAACGUUCAGGAAGAGUUGAGCAAGGCCAAAACUAAACUGUCCGUGGCAAACGACCAAAUUGGGCGGUUCUCCGAGGCAAUCAAUAAUAUUAGGGAGAAUUUUACCAAGUACAAAAAGAAGAAAGAAAAUAUUUUGCUAAGAAUAGUAAGAACCAAUGAACAGUUAAAAGAAGAAUUACGCGAAAAAAAAAUAACCGAGCAACGCAACAUUCAGUGGAACAACCAGUUGGAAGAGUACAUCACAACCAAGGCUCUGCUGAACUUUUACGAAGCCAAAUAUAAGAUGAGCGACUUCAUCCUACACACUGUCCUGAGGUAUGUUAGCUCCAUAGUCAACUGGGAUCGUGUCGAUGGUGACAAAGGCGUUGUGUUGGAUAUGUCCAAUGAAGAGAAUGCAAAUUACUCCAUUUUGUUGAAAACCCUCCUGGCAAUUCCCAUGGGGGAUAAAACAAAAAUAAAAACAGGAUCCUGCCCCGAGAAAGAAAUCUACGACGAGCAAAUGAACACUCUAAGGGCAGAUCUCCUUUCGGACAAUUUCCCACGGAGGCAUCAAAAAAGGAACAAGCAGGAUCCUCCCACCAGUGUAGAAAAUGCAGAAGAAGAUGGUAACUUUCUGGAAACAGUCAUACGUACCAACCCCAAUACAUCAAACAUUGUAGAAGAUAUAUACUACCACAUAAAAUUUGUGAAUGAAAUUUUAGAGACAGUUAAUGUAACGCUGAUUCUGCUUGUGUAUACACACGAGAAGUACUUAAAGGACCCGCUUAACCACAUCCACCAGGAGGAGUACAUCCAAAUACAGGAAAAGGGGAACCUACGAUUUGCUGCGUACUUUUUUACCUCUCUCUCCAACUUUCUCUUAUCCGUCUUGAAAUACGUCCAUAUAGUUAGAGGAACAGAUAGACAUGCCCAUCGCGCACUACUACAACAGGAGUAUCUCUUUAGUUUAUUCUGUUUAUGCAAAUAUGUCCUGGAGGAGUACGUCGAAAAGGUAAGAAUUAAAUUGUUCACGUCGACGAUAGAUUAUCAUAUAUUAAACGUACUCAGUGAUAAGCUAAGGGGUAUCUAUGAUGAAGUCAUUCCACACGUUGUGCGCGAGAAUAACGACCGAGGGGAAGAAGAAAAGGGAGACACCCCAGAGGGGGGAACCCUUCCAACAGAUGUUCCACCAAAAUAUAAUAACCAUAUGAAGAGGAAAAAUAAAAUGUAUGAUGAGGAAAAGAACACCAAAUUGAUAACCCCCGAGGGUAACCAAAAUACGGAUGGACACUCCCCCCAGAAGGAACGUCUAUAUGAGGAGCCAGAUGAGGAAACUACCUCGCUUGAUGUAUUGGGCCACUUAAAUCUCGCCACUGGUUUGAGCAUAAUGUUAUUGAUUGAGGAAGAUGUCUACUGUAAUGUUCUGCCAGAUAUGGACAUCAACCGACAGAAGGAAAUAAUAAAGAAAUGCCAAGAGCUCUUAAAAUUAGUGAAGGCACCUCUCAAAAUUAGCAAUUUCUAUUUCCCAAUAAUGAGGUAUAAAUUUUCUUUUAAAAAUUUUAUUAUGCAUUGUGCAAGGUACCAAAGGGUAGUGAUGAGCAGUGUGAACAGAGGAAAUUCCACACAUGGGGGUACGAAGAGUGAAUACAAAAUCAACCAGCUGAGUGUCUCCAUGUUGGACGAACUGAAAAGUAUUCUGGAGGAUGUCACUAGGAUGUACUCCAUCGACGCGGAGCAAAGGGGGGAUCCAUACAUACUACAAAUAUGUGACAAACUCGUAGAGUUUUACCAAGACGAAGUGGCGGGAAGGGGGGAAAUAAGCAAAGAGCAAAAGAAACAGACGAUCCUAAAAGAAAAUGAAUUCAUAAAACAAUUACAAGACGAAGUUACAAUGACUAGGGAAAAAAUAAAUGAACUGAACAAACAACUCAAUCUACUUACGAUAAGGGAAGAAAAAUACAACAAAAUCAGUAUCGACUUGAAUGUUCUGAAGAAGGAAAAAAAUGAGUACCUAAAUAUAAUAAGAGAGUUAAGAGAAAGCAAAAACGAAAACGUAAAUGAAAUUUCACAUCUCACAAAACAUUACAAUGAUGUUAAAAGAAAAUAUAAUGACAUGUUGAAAAAUUAUGAACACAAGAAGAAAUUCUAUUCUACACAUAAACAAAUGGAACCAUCCAAUAUUGAUACCUACUACAUGAAGAAAAUUAUAAAUAAUCUUUACUACGAGAAUUUUUUGACAAAGUUGGGUACACAUUACUGCUUGUUCGGUCAAUCACGGUAUCCCUCCGAUGAGUCUUUCUGCGCCUCUUUUUCACCAAUCGGUAAAGGUAAGAAAAAUGCUUUUUACCCUACGCUAUACACACAUAACGAAGAGGAUGGCAUAUUUCCUUUAACAAACGAAAUUGGCCUCCACCCAAAAAAUAUAUCUUCCACAAAGGACAGUUACUUCACGAACGAGAAACAUGCAACCCUCUACGAUGAUAUAUACAACUGCGAAAUAAUCAAAGGUAGAAUUCAUCGUGCCCCAAAGGGUUAUUUUAAGAAUAGACUCUACCGUACGAAUACCACUUUGCAACAAAUUCCCACCUAUCGCGAAGAAGUAGCAAACACACAACACACAAUUGAUAUUAUGGGCAUAAUCGAAAAAUAUAAAUAUUUAAAAAAUGAAAUUUUUACCGAAAUGGUAAGCACUCCAAUUGGAAAUAAUUGCAUCUUAAGGGGGGGUAAAAAAAAAGAAAAAGAAAAUUUGGUACGCUUGUCGGAAAAAGUGGCUCAAUUGAAAUAUGCUAUAAGGAAAUUUCAUGCCGACAAUAAGGGAUUCGGAUUAAAUGAUGAGGGUUGUGAUUCCUCCGCACGAAAUGUCUUCACCAUUUUGUUUCGGGAUGGAUCACACAGUUCCCAGGAUGGGGACACUCCGAGGGAUAAAAAAAUUACGGAUGGAAAUAAGGUAACUGAAGGCAAAGCACAGCAAAGCUCCAGCAAUGUUAUACUCACCGAUGAGUCCUUCUCAUACCUCCUUCACAAUAUGUUCGAUUUGUAA
Messenger RNA from Plasmodium knowlesi strain H, 3534 nucleotides. Its product is annotated as conserved Plasmodium protein, unknown function. NCBI's taxonomy places the organism in Eukaryota, Apicomplexa, Aconoidasida, Haemosporida, Plasmodiidae. Bases 1 to 3534 code for a protein of 1177 amino acids. The record is from RefSeq and is a predicted model, not a curated record. The transcript is spliced from 4 exons.